Molecule: messenger RNA, 2589 nt
Organism: Thalassophryne amazonica
Lineage: Eukaryota; Metazoa; Chordata; Actinopteri; Batrachoidiformes; Batrachoididae
Gene: wdr43
Product: WD repeat domain 43
Exons: 18
Coding region: 28-1968 (646 amino acids)
Biological process (GO): maturation of SSU-rRNA from tricistronic rRNA transcript (SSU-rRNA, 5.8S rRNA, LSU-rRNA)
Cellular component (GO): nucleolus
Molecular function (GO): protein binding
Source: RefSeq, a predicted model, not a curated record
UACGCACACUCUCGUGGCGCUGCAGAAAUGGCGGCCGUUAGCGGCAGCGGUUCGUCGCAGCUACCCUGUGCUUUUUCACCCAAAUCCCGACAGUACUUAGCCGUGUGCGCACAGGACGGCAGGCUUCGCAUUUGGAACACAGACAGUAAAACCCUCCAGCGGGAAUAUGUGCCUUCGGCUCACUUGAGCACCACUUGUACAUGUUUAGCGUGGGGACCAUGCCGGACAGUCAAGGAGGGGCCUCAGAGGAAGAGGAGGAAAUCAGAGGCAGGACAGGUGGAGGAGAGGGCAGACCUGUUGGCAAUGGGCACAGCAACGGGCAGUAUGUUCAUCUACAGUACCGCCAAAGGAGCGCUGCACUGUACGUUGGAUUGUGGACACAGCGGAGGAGUGAACUGUGUUCAUUGGCACCCUGAAGACAAUCUGUUGUACAGCGGCUCAGAUGAUACACACAUUAUAGAGUGGGACCUGCAGACAGGAAAGAUACGCUGUAAAUGGAAAGCAGACCGUGCAGCAGUAACCAGUUUAUGUGUGAGUCCCGAUGGCAAGCUGCUGCUUUCAGCAGGUCACACGAUCAAUAUGUGGGACUUGGACACCAAGGAGGUUUACAGGAAGUUCACAGGUCAUUCCACGGCUGUGACGACUCUGUGCUUUGCCACUACACGACCUCCUGACAGCAGUGGACUGUAUUUCUUGUCUGCGGCUGCACAUUGUCGACUGCUCAGCGUUUGGCAAGUACGAAAAGAUAAAAAAGACAAGAACUCCGUGUUGUCCUUCACAUUGACAGAUGAACCACAGCACAUUGACCUGAUUGCAUCCAAGAGCAAGGAUGAGGCAGUGAAGCUGGCAGUGGUGUGUAAGGAUGGACAGCUGCAUUUCUUUGAGCACUUUUUAAAUGGGCCUUGUAAGAAGCCGUUUUUUCCCUCGUGCUCGGUGCAGAUUUCUGACACAAGUGAUUCUCCGGUGCCGAUCCCUUUGCUGGCAGCAGCCCUCAGAGCCAACACUCAGGCUGUGCUGUUAGCUUAUGGCAACCACCUGCAGCCUGUAAUAGAGAGUGUGGAGAUCAACACAGCAGAGAGACACGUGUGUUUGACGCGAGAUGUUCAAACCAACUUAUCCUUAUCCACGGAAAUGACCAUUUCUAAGGUGAAAACCCCGAUUGUCAGUGCCAAGAGCAGUGUGUUAGUUCCAGGCCUUCCUGGUCAUCAAGCCCCAGUUACAGGAUCUUCACAAGGCUCAGAAAAGAGGAAAAAACAUGUAGACACCAAAGAGAUGUCAAUCGAGGAGCGACUGGGUGGCAUUGACCUGUCUCGAGUCUCCACCAAGAAAGGAGCUUCUAAAGAGACGCUGUCUUUACAGACAGAUAAUUUUGCAGUGCUGCUGGUGCAGGGCUUGGAGAGUAACGAUGCCAGCGUAAUAAAUAAAGUUCUGCAGAUGAACAAGGACAGUGUGAUAAAGAAAACAGUGGCUCGUUUGCCUCUGCCUGCUGUUUUACCUUUGCUUCAAGAGCUUACAAGAAAGCUGCAGGGACACCCUGUGAUGGCAGUGAUCGCAAUUAAGUGGCUCAAGGCUGUUCUUGUGCACCACACAUCAUACUUGGCUUCGCUCCCAGAUCUGGCCACCCAGCUAGGAGUGCUGUAUCACUUGAUUGAAAGCAGAGUGAAGAUGUUCCACAAACUAACAAAGCUUCAUGGGAAACUGUAUCUCCUAAUGACACAGGUGGCAACAAAUGACAGCAGUAACACAGUUGGAGAUGUUGACCACACUGCCAGGGUUGUGUAUGUGGAGGAGUCGUCUGAUGAAGAUGAGGCUUCUGCUGAUGAGGGACUCCACGAGGACUCUGAUCAUUGGGAGGAGGAGGAGGAGGAGGACCAAGAUGACGAAGAGGACGAUACAGACGGCAGAACAGAAUCCAAAGCUAAUGGUGAAGAAGACAUGGAACACGAAAAUGAGAGUGAAGAGGAAUGAGGAAAGAACGCUGUUUAUACACCCAGUGGAACUGAAAGUUAUAUAUAUGUAUACUUUUAUUUUUCAUGCUUUUGAUUUUAUCAAGACAGAGGUUUUACAAAAUCGACAUUUCUUUGAGACCUGGGCAGCACGGGGCCCCCUGCUGGGCAGCGUCGCUGCACAGCCACAAGAGCAGUGAUGUCACAGCACCGGUUUCCCCCACCCACCGCGUGAAGAGUGGAUGCCUCAGUUUUAUAUUUUGGGGGGGGCAGCGGCGAAAACACUGUGCUGAAUGGAGUCCUCCUCACUUUGUAAGUUGAUUCUGUCAGUUGAUGUGCAGCUGCACCCAGUGAAUAGCUGCUGAAAAUGACUGAAAAAUAUCUCCAUCUGGCAACCGUUCGGGCCACCCCGUGUUCACGGGCCGCAUUCCAAAUUUUGUAACAUCAUAUUGCUCUUACAGUAUGUUGUGUCUUAACGGUAGACGAGGAGAUGCUUUUUUACUCGGGCUGUGUGGGCCUCGUGGAGCACGGGACCCCGUGUGGUGUAACUCUGAAUGUACAGUGACGUGUUUGUACGAGCUCUUUCCUCUCCAGCUCCUGCCACACCAUCUGUGGAAUUAAAUGAACUGCAGAGUCUCCUGAA